AUGCGGGAGUUCCUAAAGAAAAAGACAGUAGGAAAGCAGCCCAUUCGUAGUCGUGUUGAAUUAGAUGACGACGACGACAUUGACGACGAUGUUGAUGUGAAUGUUCAAGGAGCAAGGCAAGGGUAUCGCACGACUCAGUUUCUUAUCCUAGCUUGGGCGAAAAUUGAAGAAAUUGGAAAAGAAUACGUGGUUCAUGUAGUAACAGACAAUGGUGCUAAUUUCAAGAAAGCGGGUAAAAUAUUGGAGCAACGCAUACCCACUUUAUAUUGGACUCCUUGUGCAGCUCAUUGCCUUGAUCUUAUGUUGGAAGAUAUCGGUAAAUUGUCUAUUUUCUGGGCAAAGAUUGACAAUGCAAGAAGAGUUACUACUUAUAUCUAUAAGCACGCAAGGCUCCUUAAUGCGAUGCGGGAGAAGACGGACGGCAGUGAUCUUGUAAGACCUGGGCCUACCCGGUUUGCUACUUCAUUUUUUACUUUGCAGAGCUUAUAUAAGCACAUGGAUGCUUUGAGGAGCUUAUUUUUUAGCGAAGAUUGGACUGCAUUGAAAUUGGCUAAUACAAAUGCCGGGAAAUUAGUAGCAAACACGGUAUUGUCUUCUCCUUUUUGGACUGGUGUAGAGUAUUGUAUAAAAGCAUUGCAUCCACUUCUAACUAUUUUGAGGAUCGUUGACGGAGAUGAGAAGCCAGCGAUGCCGGAGCUUGGAGUAGCGAUGAAUGAAGCUAACAGGAAAAUCAAAGAAGAUUUUGAGAAAAAAACAAAUUUGUUGAAAGAAGUUAUGCAUAUUAUCGAUUGUCGGUGGGGGGAUCAAAUGGAAGUCGAGUUGUGUGGAGCUGCAUUAUUUCUCAAUCCUUCCAAGUACUUUGAUCUCAAGGUGAGUGAUAAUGCAUAUGCUUGUAAGGCACGAGCUAUGUUUAAUGAUGUUCUUGAAAAAAUGGUCACUGAUGAUGAAUUGCAAACAAAGAUUUGUGAUCAAGUCGAUGAUUAUGAUAAUAUGCGGGGAAGCUUUAAAAAACAAUUGGCUAUUAAGCAACAGAAGGUUCUCGACACCAAUGAUGUAGUUCAUUCGGGAGAGGAUCUUACAUUAAGUCAUGUCGAUGAAACUAUGGGUGCAUCGGCCAAUCUUGAACGCCGCAAUAUUCCUAAAAGGGAAAAUAUCGGAGAUACAUCGGGUUCAUCAAUACAAUUAUACUCUAGACGUCCUAAGAAAGCGUCAACUUCGGCAUUGAUGAAGCAAGAAUUAGACGAUGAAGAUGUAUCAUUAGAUGAUGACAUUGAUGAUGAUGAUUUGGAAGAUAUACCUAGUGGUAGUGGUGGACUUGAGCUCUCUGAUUGUUGA
This is a messenger RNA of Andrographis paniculata, 1335 nucleotides long. RefSeq lists its product as uncharacterized. The transcript has 3 exons. Bases 1 to 1335 code for a protein of 444 amino acids. Lineage: Eukaryota; Viridiplantae; Streptophyta; Magnoliopsida; Lamiales; Acanthaceae. The record is from RefSeq and is a predicted model, not a curated record.